Schistocerca americana (American grasshopper) is the source of this 5159-nucleotide messenger RNA. RefSeq names its product RNA-binding protein 39 (gene Caper). Gene Ontology annotation, cellular component: nucleus. The transcript is spliced from 12 exons. The coding region runs from base 3339 to 4847 and encodes 502 amino acids. Gene Ontology annotation, molecular function: RNA binding. Gene Ontology annotation, biological process: mRNA processing. Lineage: Eukaryota; Metazoa; Arthropoda; Insecta; Orthoptera; Acrididae. The record is from RefSeq and is a predicted model, not a curated record.
UUAUGCUAGUGAGUCUCGCGAAUUGAUAAUUUUUAAGAUUUUGUGAGUCGGCCAUCGUUUCUUCAUGUACUGCAUUUUCAUAGAACCUUGAUACGCUACCAUUUGGAAACGUGUUGCUCUUCCAUUCUGCUCUGCAAACGAAGUGAAAUUGAUUUCGUAACACGGUGCUACGUAAAUGAGUUUGUCUGUCGCUGAAGACUGUAUCAUAACCAUUUGUAGCUCAGCACUUGGCUGUAACGGUAGAUUUAGUUUUUCCUAAGUUUUGUAAUACAGUAAACAUUCAGGGACGAAAGUACCAUAGUAGUAUAGGUGUUUCUCAGGCUGUGUAACCUCCAGCGCUGGUUGUAAAUCGGACGACGGAAGCCAUUGUUCUUUGGUUUAACUUUGCAUUUAUGUACUUUUGAGUUCCUUGUGCAUUUGUCCAUCAUAAAAAUGGCCGAAGAUUUUGAUGUAGAAGCAAUGUUGGAAGCGCCGUAUAAGAAAGGAACCCUUACAUGUCACAGCUUGGCUCAGAUCCGAGCCUCAGCUCCGGGCAGGGGCCCAAAGCACAGAGGUACAACAAAAAUUUAGUUAGGGUCCCCAAGAUGAGUAUGCGACUCUUAUCCAAGAGGCGAUUCUUCGGUGGAUCAAGACUGAUUCCAGGAAACAGUGGAUGUAAAAGCCUUGUUUAAAUGCUUCCAGUUUCACUAAAAUGUGUAAUCACAUUUUGGCAUACAGUGAAAGCGGUACAAAUUAUUUGCAUGUAUGGAUUGUAUGUGUCUGUGGAUGUUUGUGGAAUAGUCUUUUCAGCUGUGAACAUUUGUAGGAUUUGUACCUAAAAUUUCUCAUGUACUGUCUUUAAAGACUUAGGUACUUUUAUAACAGUUCAUGAAUUAUUAAAGUUAAAUGUUGUGCUGAGUUUGCCAUUUUUGUUUACUUGAGACUUAGUAUUGGUUCCAUAACCUGGCUGCAGUAUAUUUAAUUCAAGAAAAAUGAAUUGAGAUAUAGUUAGGUGUAUCUUAUAGAAGACAUUCUUACGUAAGAUCCAUUUUAAAAGUUCACACAUUUUUUAGCAAAAUCUAGAAGGCUUGUGGCAUAUGAAACUAAAUUAGUUUGGGCAUAAUUGAGAACUUGGUUUUGUUAGCUUCUGCUGUGUACUUGUUUUGAUGCAUUGGUCUGAUUGACAUUUUACACACGAGUUGCAUAUUUUACACCUCCUGUUAAAUCCCUCUUGAGAGAGGAUGUAUGCCAUGAUUUCUUCUUGUGUUCUUAUAGGAGCAUUGAUGAAGCCAAUGUGUGUGGUACUUCUGGAAAGGGGUAUCAAGUUAUGAAAAAUGGAACUGUAAUUGGCUCACAAUUAUAUGUCUACCCCAGUAGUCCCACUGAAUGUGGCAAGUAAAUAGUUUCUCCAUGUGUCAAAAAGUGAGGUGACAGUAGCAUUCAGUGCUGCCAUUCAUACUGUUCUCCUGAUAGUUAGCCCCUUUUUUUCUACUGGCAUGACACCAAAGAAUGAAAAAUCACCUGGGGGCUGUUAUUCAAGUAUUAUUUUUGUAAAACAUAUUUGAAAACUAAAUUUCUCCAGUACAGCUCUUGGUUAUUGUUGUAUUAAUCAAAGGAAGAAAAUUAUUGAUUACAAGUUGACAUAAUGUGGUGGUUAUAAUACCCUCCAGAAGUUGAAUUUAUGUAGCAAAAAAUCAGCGUGCAAUACAUGCCAGUUUUUUUUGUCAAAGGGAAGUAGUAGCAAAAGCAGGGUUAAAGUUAAGAUGUCUGCAGUUACGUCCUAAAAGGAACAGUUUUAGGAGUGAACAAACACCUUCGGGACUGAAGUAUCUAAAUCAUAUAGGCAAUGUCUCAACUGUUAAAUCUCUACUGCGAUCCCCCCCCCCCCCCCCCCCCCUGCCAGUAAGGUACCUGUAACAAAGUUCAUAUUGCUUCAGAAGAUUUUUGCUGCAUUUCAUGUAGUGUUACAAUUUUCAGUUAAAUCUUUCCAUCUCUAUUAAUCCACAUUGUUACUGUAACAUCUUAUUGAUAUAUUCUUGGAUUCCCUUAUGGUUUAGGGUUUGUAGAUUCAAGCCACUGUCACAUUAGGGUGUGUUAAAAGUAUUCUUUUACAGUCAUAGUAUUCAUAAUUUUAGUUACUCACCGGAAACUUGUAGAGUUAGUUGGAAAGAGCAAGAAACACAGAAAAAAUUAGUAUAUUGGCUGUAUUUAAUUUAGUGUAGAUUUUCAGUUUAUUUUUGAGAGAAUCCUUUUCAUUGUGGAAAUUGCUGUAGACCUUUCUGAAAGCACAAAAGUUAAGGUAGUCCCCCUUUCAGAUUUUGAAUGUGUGUUUGCCCCCCCUCCCAGGAGCAGGCCCUUACUGCAGUUCCUUUUAUUAUGCACAAGAAGUGGCUCAAGGUUGAUACAGGACUCUUAUAUUCUUAAAUUGAUGACCUCACAGUGAUUAAACAUAGAAGUGGUCCCUUACGACAGCGUUUCAGUAAUAAUUCUAAUCAAUUGCAUUUCCAAUUUUACAUUCUAAUACCCACAUUCUUUUGCAGUUUUGUUUUUAAAACAGAGAGUUGGUUUCGAGAGUGUUAUAACUUCUAAGUUUACCAGACCUGCCUAAAUCUGCUUAUUAGGCAAGUAUUUGAUUAAUUUGAAUGUAAAUUCAUAAUUUCUCUCAGAAGUUCCAUUUUUCGAAAAAGACCUUUCACAAGCUCUAUCUUUACAGAAUUAAGAGUAUGGUACUGUAAAUGGUGCAGCACUUGGAAUUAUAGUGUAGGCUUUGGGGCACUAAUCACCUCCAGUAUGUUUAGCAAGCUGGCUCAACAACCCUGGGAAAGAAGAGGAACCAGCCUUUUAAUGUAGUUUUAAUGACGUUGGAUUGGAGUAAAAUAUUAAUGGAACUCCGAUGUUUUUCUUCCUUUUUCCCUUCAACGUGAUGGCUGGUUGCGGGGAUUACCAACACUUUGUGUGCUGCUGUUUCCUAGGAUGACGCUGGGAGCAACAAAACAACAGUGAAGGAAAAUGGCACAUCAAGCAGUCAUCGAUCAUCAGGGUAAGGUCUAGUAAUAUAUGUUACAGAAAAUUUAGUGUUACAUUAACUCUUUACUGGUGUAACAUGUCACAAAAGUAAGUGAUGACUAUUGUUCUGUUUGUUAUAGAAUACUGUUCAGUACAUUCCAGUGAAUUAAUAAUUUUUGUUGGUGAGUAUGGAUGUGAUGCAGUUUUAAGCGCGAGGUAUCUCAAAAGAAGUUUCUUUCUUUAAUUUGGUUUCUGAUCAGCUUUCACAGACCUCUUUUAGUGUGUUAGAACUCUUCACGUCACCCUUUGUUUAGUUGUGUUGGAGAACACAUUCAUUCAGGCCACUAAAUAAUAUGUUUACAUUAUGCAGGAAAAGCAAACAUCGGAGUCGCAGUAGGUCCCGUGAUAAAGGACGUCAUCGGAGCCGGUCUAGAGAUCGCCACCGUGAUCAUCACCGGGACCAUGAGAAGAGACGCAGCAGGGACCGAGAUCGCCAUGACAAAGAAAGGAGGAGGAGCAAGGACAGAGAUCACCAUAGGAGAAGGGACAGGUCUCGUGACCGCGAACGUGAACGUGAAAGGGAAAAGGAAAAGGAGAAGGAAAGGGAGAGAGAACGAGAACGAGAGAGGGAAAAGGAGAGGGAAAGGGAACGAGAAAGGCGGAAAAGAUCUUUGUCACCUAUUGUGCUUCCUCGUGCAAGAGACAAGUACCCUUUCAGAAAAGGAGUCUCACCACUGGGAUUGGGUGCCACUGAUGAUCUUGCUCCUGAAGAACGUGAUGCACGGACUGUCUUUUGCAUGCAGUUAUCACAGAGAAUCAGAGCAAGAGACCUGGAAGAAUUUUUCUCAUCUGUUGGAAAAGUUAGAGACGUCAGGCUUAUCACUUGCAACAAAACUCGCCGUUUUAAAGGCAUAGCUUAUGUUGAAUUCAGGGAUCCUGAAUCUGUCCCUUUGGCACUUGGUUUGUCAGGACAAAAGCUGCUUGGUAUUCCCAUUAUAGUUCAGCACACUCAGGCUGAGAAAAACAGGGCAGGCAAUACAAUGCCAAAUAUGGUUGUGCCUAAAGGAAACAGUGGCCCAAUGAGACUUUAUGUGGGGUCUCUGCACUUUAAUAUUACAGAAGAUAUGCUGCGCGGUAUUUUUGAACCUUUUGGAAAGAUUGACAAUAUCCAGUUGAUCAUAGACCCAGAGACAGGAAGGUCGAAAGGCUAUGGGUUCCUGACGUUUCACAAUGCUGAAGAUGCCAAGAAAGCACUAGAGCAGCUGAAUGGAUUUGAAUUGGCUGGCCGUCCUAUGAAGGUGGGAAAUGUAACUGAGAGAUCAGAUUCUGCUCAGGGUACGUCGAUAUUGGACAGUGAUGAAUUAGACAGGACAGGAAUUGAUCUUGGUGCGACUGGCAGAUUGCAGCUGAUGUGCAAGUUAGCAGAAGGUACAGGAAUGCAGAUUCCUCAGGCUGCAGCAACAGCAUUAAACUUAAAUUCUGCUGGAGCUCUCCCAAUGCAGCAAACGACACCCCCAAUUGCCACACAGUGCUUUAUGUUGGCAAACAUGUUUGACCCGUCUACGGAAACCAAUCCAAAUUGGGAUAUCGAAAUUAGGGAUGAUGUGAUAGAAGAGUGUAACAAACAUGGUGGUGUCUUGCAUGUUUAUGUAGACAAAGCAUCAUUACAAGGAAAUGUCUAUGUAAAGUGCCCCUCAAUCAGCACAGCUGUGGCAGCAGUGAACUCGUUACAUGGCAGGUGGUUUGCAGGUAGAGUAAUAACAGCAGCAUAUGUCCCACUAAUUAAUUACCACAGCUUAUUCCCAGAUGCAAUGACAGCACUACAGUUAUUAAUGCCAUCAGCUGCGAGAAGAGGGAUGUGAAAUUGACUGAAAAUGCCAAAAAACAAAUGUACACUAGACUGUGAGAUCACAUUCGUGAUAAUUACGUGGCACAGGAACACAUAGGGUGCAUUCUGAAAAUCAGCUUGUUUCAGAAUGUGUGUGUUGUGUCAACAUGUGAAAUUUAUUCUGUAUAUAAUGAAUAUUUGAUGAAUGUGUGAGAUAUUAGUGUAUGUUAAUAUUUUUAUGUUGUUUAAACUUUUUAUGUUAGGAGAAUGAGAGUAUUUCUAUGUUGUAAUGUGUUUAUCUUUUUGUACAGUUGCAUUGUACUGAAGUAAAGCACUGACUUUGUGA